UUGUAAGUGCAUGAUGUGAAAUAACUAUCAGCUCCAAUCUGCGUCCAUUCCCACAAAACGAAGCACCGCCUACAACUCAACUUUAUAGCUACAUAAAUGUUAUUGCGUUCUCGAGUAAGUAGUUUUUACGGAAAAGGAAUCGGAUCUCACGAUGUUUUGGUUUGUUGUAAGUGCCGUUUUAAUUUUACUUGCCUUAAGGUUGCGUUAUCCUUACGUUAUCGCGGAUGUCAAGCACAACUUUCUGGUAGCAAGAAAUAUGUAUCGUACGACUAAAUAUUUCAAAGCCAAACCCUUCUACACCUUGGUGGACCGAUUCUCGGAUUCGGUUCAGAAGAACCCCGACAAAGCGUUCAUCCGCUUCCAGGAUGAAACGCACUCUUACGCGGAGUCGGAUAAACGGAGUAAUAAAAUCGCCAGGAGUUUGUUGAAGCACGCAGGACUUCACGAGGGAGACACGGUCGCGCUCCUUCUAGGAAAUGAGCCCAUGUUCUUGUGGAUAUGGUUGGCUUUGGCCAAGAUCGGAUGUGCUGCUGCCCUUCUCAAUCACAACAUCCGAUCCAAAUCGCUUCUGCACUGCUUCGCCUGCUCUGGGGCCAACGUGCUCAUAGCUGGUGCAGAACUGCAGGACGCCAUUGAGGAGGUGCUGCCGGCUCUGAGAGAGCAGGGCGUCUCUGUCUAUAUACUGACUGAGCAUGUGACCACCGAGGGAAUGGAGAGCUUUACAGACAAGAUAGCGCAGGCCUCGGAUGAGCCGCUACCUGCAGAGCUGAGGAGCAACAUCACCCCCAGCAGCCCAGCGGUGUACAUCUACACGUCAGGCACCACGGGUCUCCCAAAGGCAGCAGUGGUCGCUCAUCGGAGGCUGUGGGCCACGUCCUGCUUUUUCUCCCUUUGUGGUGUGAAGUGUGAUGAUGUGGUGUACAUCUGCCUUCCCUUGUAUCACAGCGCAGGCUUUGCCGUAGGAUUCGGAGGUGCCAUUGAAAGAGGAUCUACUAUUGUCCUGAAGAAUAAGUUUUCUUCCUCUCAAUUCUGGGAUGACUGCAGAAAAUAUAAUGUCACUGUGAUACAGUAUAUUGGAGAAACAAUGCGCUACCUCUGCAAUACGCCAAAGCGCGUUAGCGACCAAGUACACAACGUCAGAAUGGCCAUCGGGAACGGGAUCAGGCCAGAGGUGUGGAGGACCUUCAUAAGCAGAUUUGGAAAUGUUGCCAUCAAAGAGUUCUACGGCUCGACCGAGGGAACCCUGGGCUUUUUGAACUAUGCUGGGAGAAUCGGGGCUGUCGGUAGAAUUAAUCUUUUUCAUAAGACAAUCUUACCAUAUGCCUUGGUGAAGUUCGACCAAGAACGAGAGGAACCUGUGAGGAACGCAGAAGGAUUUUGUAUAGAAGUAGCUAAAGGUGAAACCGGCCUACUGGUAUCAAAGAUUACCCAGAAAGUCCAAUUCGCUGGAUAUGCCAGGGAUCCCAAACAGACAGAGAAGAAGAAACUCUACAAUGUGUUUGAGAAGGGAGAUGUUUACGUCAACACUGGAGAUCUGUUCAGGAUAGACCACGAAAACUUCAUCUACUUCCAGGAUCGGGUGGGCGACACUUUUAGGUGGAAAGGGGAGAACGUUUCCACAAAUGAAGUGUCAGACCUCUUGACCAUGGCAGCGGGUGUGAAGGAAGCAAAUGUAUACGGCGUUACAGUUCCAGGGUAUGAGGGAAAGACAGGGAUGGCUACCAUCACGCUGAAGAAAGACCAUCGCUUUAAGCCCGAAGCCGUUUUUAGUCACGUGACCUCUUACCUCCCUUCUUAUGCCAGACCCCGUUUUAUAAGGAUCCAGGACUGUUUGGCUGUGACUUCCACUUUCAAACAGCUGAAAGGGACGCUGGUGGAGGAGGGCUUCAACCCUGCUGUAAUCACCGACCCUCUGUUUGUUUUAGAUGAGACGGUGAAAAGCUACAGACCUUUGACACGUGACACGCAUCAGUCGAUAUUGGACGGUCACUUCAGGUUGUGAAGAGCUGGAUGUUAGAAUUUAUAAUGAAAAAAAACGAAUCUUUUAUUCGCUCAGACUUAAUUAAAUCACAAUUGGCACACGAAACGUAAUUAUUACAUUUAAUAUGACAAAUUUAUUGGUGCAAAUAAGUAUUUUGCUCAUUGUGCAUAUUUCAAAAGUCCACAGGCUUAUCUUGUAGCACGCUAUUAUAUGACGAGAUUGUUUAAAAAGAUAAUAAACGAGUUUUAAAAGGU
Molecule: messenger RNA, 2235 nt
Organism: Puntigrus tetrazona (Sumatra barb)
Lineage: Eukaryota; Metazoa; Chordata; Actinopteri; Cypriniformes; Cyprinidae
Gene: slc27a2b
Product: solute carrier family 27 member 2b
Exons: 10
Coding region: 152-2002 (616 amino acids)
Molecular function (GO): long-chain fatty acid-CoA ligase activity; long-chain fatty acid transmembrane transporter activity
Source: RefSeq, a predicted model, not a curated record